GACUCGUGGGCAUCGGAUCUGCGGUUUUCGACGACUCAGAAGACGUCUUACUUCCCGCAUGUAAAGGACAAAGAGCCUGUAGCGAAAGUAGAACAGUGUUCCAAUCUUCCCCAGAACAUGAGCAACUUCGUCACCAUUUUCCUUGCUGCAGCAGCGCUGUCGGCGUUUGGGGCUGCCGAUGCGUGCCAACCGGAGAGCGUGGACCGAUGCGUGAAGGGAGUGUACGACAGCUCCAAAGGGGACCCGGCCUUCCUUCCGUUGAGCACCGAACAGCUGUCGCACUUUUGCACGAGAGUGGUUGAGGCAAGAGGCUGCAUCAUGAGGGAAUCAGAGGGUUGUCCGGACAGGGCGAGGUCAUUCCUAGAAGCCACCAUGGAAGGUCUUAAGGUCGCCUACGAAGACCUCUGCAAGAACCACCAUCUGCAAAAGAACGCUGUGUAUCUCCGGACGGCGCAAUGUAUUCGCCAGAACCCUGCCUCGCAUUGUAUGUACUUGUACAUCAACCAGCUUGACUCAAUUGUUGGCUCCAACGUGACAGCCAAAAUGCAGAUGGCCUGCUGCAACAUGCAGUUUUAUUCUCUGUGCGCCCGUGCUUCUAUCACUAAGUCAUGCGGUGAGACCGCAGCCGACCAGGUGAUGGACCUGAUCAACGGCAUGGCGCAAGCACCCAUCCUGGCCAGCUGCGGAAAUAGCAUACCCGGCUCGGAGCAGUGCCGCAAUGCGCCGUACAUCGCAGCCGACAAAGUGACGGUGCCUAAGGGCACCGUGCUUUCGCGCCAGCUCAAGAUUAUCCUAGAAGAGUCGUGAUCAAGUUCGGAGAGGAAUAAACUGGCCCGACAUCUGUGA
Dermacentor andersoni is the source of this 846-nucleotide messenger RNA. RefSeq lists its product as uncharacterized. The record is from RefSeq and is a predicted model, not a curated record. Lineage: Eukaryota; Metazoa; Arthropoda; Arachnida; Ixodida; Ixodidae.